Messenger RNA from Rhipicephalus microplus (southern cattle tick), 2595 nucleotides. RefSeq names its product neuronal acetylcholine receptor subunit alpha-10. Gene Ontology annotation, biological process: monoatomic ion transmembrane transport. Gene Ontology annotation, molecular function: transmembrane signaling receptor activity; acetylcholine-gated monoatomic cation-selective channel activity. The record is from RefSeq and is a predicted model, not a curated record. Gene Ontology annotation, cellular component: postsynaptic membrane. Lineage: Eukaryota; Metazoa; Arthropoda; Arachnida; Ixodida; Ixodidae.
AGAGAAAAACGCGCAGUGUACUUAAAGAUGAUACGCGCAGUCAACGUCUAGCAAGGUAUAUUGAGGGGCCUGCGUGGGCAGCGAGAAGUUUACGCGCGGCCAACCACGAGCUUUACUGCGCAGAAAGAAAGAAAAGGGGACGGGACUGCGAAAGCCUAAAAGCUCAACCUAAUUAAAGUGAAGCAGGUCGUUCAGAUUGUCGUUUUGUCGAGCUGAAGAAGCGACAUCGCCGCGUACUCGGCCAUAAGCGUAGGACAGAAGGAGCACCCACAUCUGACGCAGUGGUCGAAGGGGGAGACGGUACAGGAGACGUGGAAGUGAAAAAAAAAAAAGAAUCGCGAAGGACAAUGUCGAGCAAGUUGUCUUCGUUGUCAAAGGCGGUCGCCUCGCCGCGAAAACCCGUAGUCUGCGUGUUGCAGAGAUGGUCGAUGUUGGGCGUCGAAACUUGAACAAAAAGCAGGAGCUGGCCGUUUCAAUUGAACCUCCACCAUGUUUCUUCGGGGACUGAUUCCAGCCAUCGUGUACGUGUGCCUGUGGACGGCCUGCCUCCUCUCCACAAACCUCGUAGCCGAGGUGGACGAGACGUGGUCGGCUCGCGAGAACGACUCCUCGUCGCCGCCGCCGCCGCCACUGAGUCACGAGAAGCGGCUGAUGGACUCGCUGCUGCGCCACUACGACGCCAGCGUGAGGCCCGUCAAGAACUCCUCGGAGCCCGUCAUCAUUCCUGGCAUCACGCUCACGCAGAUAUUCGACCUGGACGAGAAGAAUCAAGUCCUAACAACCAUCGUUUGGCUCGACCAGGAAUGGUUCGACGAGUACCUCACUUGGGACCCGUUGGAGUUUGGGAACUUCAGCAACCUCAGGCUGCCCUGCCACAAGAUUUGGCUGCCUGACAUCGUUCUCUACAACAAUGCGGACGACUAUACGCGGGGCUACUUCCAGACGCGCGCCAUGAUCGACCCCCAGGGCCGAGUGUUCUGGCCGCCGCCCACCAAGUUUCGCAGCACCUGCCCGGUGGACGUGACGUACUUCCCUUUCGACGACCAGGUCUGCACAAUGAAGUUCGGUUCUUGGAUCUAUGACGGGCUACAAGUGGACAUCCAGAACCGGACAUCCGAGGUUGACCUGGUCAAUUACAUGCCCAACGGCGAGUGGGAGCUGCUUGAGGCGCGCAUGGUGCGCAACGUGGUCUACUACCCUUGCUGUCCAGACCAGCCGUUCCCGGACAUCACCGUGGUCCUGGUCAUGAGGCGCAAGACGCUCUACUACAUGUACAACGUGGUCCUGCCCUGCAUCAUGAUGUCCGUGCUCACUCUGCUCGUCUUCUGCCUACCGCCGGACUCGGGCGAGAAGAUCGCGCUCGGCGUCACAGUGCUGCUAGCAUUCUCCGUGUUCAUGCUGGCCAUAGCGGAGAAGAUGCCCGAGACAUCAGAGUCCAUACCCUUACUGGGAAUAUACCUGACGGCCGUGAUGGCCAUCACGUCCAUCUCGGUCGUCAUGACCGUGAUCGUCCUCAACUUCCACUACCGCGGUCCCAGCCGGAAAGAAGUGCCAGCGUGGCUCCGCCGUCUCCUGCUCAACAAGUCAUCCUCCAGUCGUGGGUGGUUCUCGAAGCCGGCGCGCCGCAAGACCGUCGGCGACAAUCACGUGCACUUCUACGACUUGCCAUCGCGCACAGCAGCCGCCAAGGACCACUCAGACCUGGACGACGACGGAGACGGCAGCAGAAGACCUGCGGCCGACGACACCUUCCGGCUCGUCGUAGACAGCGUCGUGAUCGGCGGCGAAGACCGCUACGCCCGCGGCGAGUACGCCGAGCACUCCGCGAGCAACGAGUCCCCGAGUCCCGUCCUCCACGGUGACAUGUCGCGGAACAAUGCCUCCGGGUCGGCCAGGCACCGCCGCUGUCGCGCUGGUGCCGCUAGUGGCGGAUCCACUAGGCGCGUGCAGGAAGAAGUGCUGCGGACUUUGCGGUACCUGAUGGAGAAACAGCAGCGCGAGGAACACCUCACCCGGACUGUAAACGAGUGGAGACAGAUGGCUCUCGUGAUAGAUCGCACCUUGUUCUGGUUCUUUCUGAUCAUCACAGCCGUGUCAUCCAUCUGCUUCCUAGUCGUCAUACCGAUACAGAGGCGGGGACUGUGACUGUGACUUGGGCAGAGUUGUGAGCAACUCUGCAUUGCCAUGACGUGCUAAAACACUUAGAGAGGGAGGGAGCCGGGAGAGAUCCAAAAGAUACAUGUGUCACCAUUUUGGAUAAACUCUGGUUGUAUGCAGCCUGUAUUCGUUUCGCCUAAAUAAUUGGUUUACAACUCUCUAAAAUACUAGUACAUCGUAUAGGCGCGCUGAAGUUUAGCACUUCUCAAGAGUAAACGUUAGAAGGCAUCUGCAGCCUUUUUGUUGUUAGAGACAAGUUUACACACAAUAUUGAUAAGCCUAGCCACGAAUUCUUGCUAUGUUCAUCAUGGCGUUUGCUAAAUACUCUUUAACAGCGCUAAUGUUGUCUAAUUUCUAUAGUCAAGUUGCAUCUAUUGGGAGAAUCAGAGGCGGAAUCCACACAGUAUGUCACUUGUUACUAUUCGUGAUUAUUGACCA